Molecule: messenger RNA, 1224 nt
Organism: Triticum aestivum (bread wheat)
Lineage: Eukaryota; Viridiplantae; Streptophyta; Magnoliopsida; Poales; Poaceae
Product: mechanosensitive ion channel protein 5-like
Exons: 7
Coding region: 1-1224 (407 amino acids)
Biological process (GO): monoatomic anion transport; transmembrane transport
Cellular component (GO): plasma membrane
Molecular function (GO): mechanosensitive monoatomic ion channel activity
Source: RefSeq, a predicted model, not a curated record
AUGGUGAAAGCACCCGCAGCCUGCACCCGUACGGUAGGUCCGCGACAAGGAAGCAAGCAGCUGUCCAAGGAGAAAAGACAACAUCAGAUUGAUGAAGGGAUAAGCAUUGACAAGCUACAUAAGCUCCAUCGGAGAAACGUCUCAGCCUGGAACAUGAAGAGGUUGAUGAAGAUUAUUUGGUUUGAAACGCUCACAACAAUAGAUGAGCAGAUAAAGCAGGCAAUUGGGGAGGGAGAUUUGUCAGCGACACAUAUUCGCAGCGAAUACGAGUCACAGAUGGCCGCCAAGAAGAUCUUCCAUAAUGUAGCCAAGCAUCGAUCCAGGUACAUAUACUUGGCAGACUUGAUGCACUUCAUGAGGCAGGAGGAAGCCAUCAAAGCAAUGGAUCAUUUUGAAGGAGGACAGGAGUACAAUAGGAUUAGCAAGAGGUCUCUUAAGAACUGGAUGGUGAAUGCAUUUAGAGAGCGCAAAGCUCUUGCCCUAACACUUAAUGAUACAAAAAUUGCAGUAUCCACGCUCAACCAGACGACUAAUGUUGUUGGCGGCAUCAUCGUGUUUGUUCUUUGGCUUUUUAUUCUUAGCAUAGCAACGACGAAUUUUCUUGUCUUCCUCAGUUCACCGUUUUUGGUGGCAAUUAUUGUACUUGGAGACGCUUUGAAAUCAAUUUUUGAGGCAAUUGUUUUCUUAUUCGUGAUGCAUCCUUUUGAUGUUGGUGACCGCUGUGAAAUUGAGGAAGUUCAGGUCGUUGUUGAGGAAAUGAAUAUCUUGACAACAGUCUUUCUCCAAUAUGACAACCUGAAGAUAUACUAUCCAAACAACAUACUGGCGACCAUACCGAUUAUGAACUUUUACAGGAGUCCGGAUAUGGGAGAAGGAAUUGACUUCUAUAUUCACGUUGCCACACCGGUGAAACUAGCAGUAAUGAAGGAAAUAAUACGACGUUACAUCACCAACAAGAAAGAGCACUGGUACCCCGGGGCGAUGGUUGUCCUCCGUGAUGUAGAUGAGACCAACAAGCUAAAAGUAUCCAUAUGGCUCUGUCACACCCUCAAUUUCCAUGACAUGGGGAUCCGGUACGUGAGGAGGGAGCUGGUGCUCCAAGAACUAGUGAAAGUUCUCAAGGACCUCGACAUUGAGUACCAGAUGCUACCACUUGACGUGAACGUGCGGAAUGCCCCUCCUAUUGAAUCCACAAGGAUGCCAACAACAUGGAAUUACUCCUGA